UCGUUUAUUCUCUUUUCGGUGGUGUUGUGAAGUGGUUGUUUUUUUAAUAAGAUUUUUUUCGGCUAAAAGCAAGAGAAAAAACUGGAAUCAAUAAUUCGCAAUUAAAGUAUUAUUUUUCAUACAUACACAUAUAUAUUUGCAAAAUAAAUAUUAGUUUUAGUUAAAUAACAGAAUUUUCCAUAAGAAACACACAAGUAUUAAGAAAGUGUUGUAGCAAGAAAUUAAAAAAAAAUCAUACAAUUUGUUGAAAAAAAGAAAAGUUUAACCAAAAUGUCGGAACAAGAACACCAAGAUACUAAUGGAACUUCUAAUGGCGACGUGCCAGAAAUUGAAUUGAUUAUUAAGGCCUCAACUAUCGAUGGACGCCGUAAAGGAGCCUGUCUUUUCUGUCAAGAAUAUUUUAUGGAUUUAUAUCUAUUGGCCGAAUUGAAAACAAUAAGUCUUAAGGUAACAACAGUGGAUAUGCAAAAACCACCACCAGAUUUUCGCACAAACUUUGAGGCCACACAUCCGCCAAUUCUUAUUGACAACGGUUUGGCCAUUUUAGAAAAUGACAAAAUCGAAAGGCACAUCAUGAAAAAUAUCCCCGGUGGAUAUAAUCUUUUUGUGCAGGACAAGGAAGUGGCCACCUUAAUUGAAAACUUGUAUGUUAAACUCAAGCUGAUGUUGGUCAAGAAGGAUGAAGCCAAAAAUAAUGCUUUGUUGGCUCAUUUAAAGAAAAUCAAUGAUCAUUUGGUUAAUCGUAAUACACGUUUUCUCACUGGUGACACCAUGUGUUGUUUCGAUUGUGAAUUAAUGCCACGUUUGCAGCAUAUAAGAGUGGCUGGCAAAUAUUUUGUAGAUUUUGAAAUUCCAACACAUUAUACGGCUUUGUGGCGAUACAUGUAUCAUAUGUAUCAAUUAGAUGCCUUUACUCAAUCCUGCCCCGCUGAUCAGGAUAUUAUCAAUCACUACAAAUUGCAACAGAUGUUGAAAAUGAAAAAACACGAAGAGCUGGAAACACCCACCUUCACUACAUCCAUUCCAAUUGAUAUUUCGGAAUAAGAUUGCUGCGUUGUGUUAGCUUUUUUUAAUGCCUGGCUAAUACACAAUUUUGCAUACUUAUUUGUUUUUGGUUUAUUUUUAUUUUUUUAAUUAUUUUUUUUUUUUUUUUUUUGAACCCCACCCACUUUUUGAGUAGUGCAAACUUUAAUUUACAUAAUGAUGAUAAAAAAUAUAUAUAUAUAUUUUUCGGUUUCAUUUAUAUAUAAUUUAAGAUUUUUAGCGACCUUAAUUUUGUUUAUAUUACUUUAACUUUUUUUGUUGAUGAUGAUUACUUUUUAAAUCUAAUGUUCCUUCUUAUUAAUACAGCUCAUUGCUUUGAAACCAUUUGCGGCCAACUUUUAACUGAAAUAUUACUUGUCCAUUUUUGGGUUUUUAGUUAUAAACUCGCUACCACUACUUAAACAGAAACGUUUUAUUUUGCUAGAACAUGACUACUAUAAAUAAAUAAUUAAAUUAAAAUUCUUUUUAUGGAAAUAACCUUAUGUGACCAAGCAACAGCAAACCAACAACAAACAAACCUUGUACUAACAAAAAGUGUGUUUUUUAUAACAUUAUUAUUAUUAUUUUAUAAAAACUUAUAUUAAAAUAUAUUUGCAUAUAAUA
Messenger RNA from Lucilia cuprina (Australian sheep blowfly), 1647 nucleotides. It is a transcript of the gene Clic, whose product is annotated as chloride intracellular channel exc-4. NCBI's taxonomy places the organism in Eukaryota, Metazoa, Arthropoda, Insecta, Diptera, Calliphoridae. Gene Ontology annotation, cellular component: cytoplasm; apical plasma membrane. Gene Ontology annotation, biological process: chloride transport. The record is from RefSeq and is a predicted model, not a curated record. Bases 271 to 1044 code for a protein of 257 amino acids. Gene Ontology annotation, molecular function: chloride channel activity. The transcript has 4 exons.